UAGGAGAUCAAGAUCGCUGGACAGAGUAAAAAGCUCCAGCAGAUACAACUCUGCCAGCCCAUCUUCCUCAUCAAGAGGGAAGGACGGUAAAGAAGAUCCUGCUGAAAUGAUUCCCGGUUUCCAUGAUAUGACACCUGCUGAGAAGAGCAAACUGAGGCUGCAGUUGGCCCUGAAGGCUGCUGCUGCAGCAGACGAGAGGAUCAAGGAUCAGAUUAAGGAGAGUCAGUUUGGCGGAGCGUCCACAGUGGAGGACCAGAUGAAAUUCUCCAGUGCAGUCAAAGACAUUGAGAGCUCCAGUUUUGUGCCAACAAGUUUCAAGUCCAACAGAUCAGUAGGUUUUGAACCCAACUUAUGAGGACAAUCACAUCAU
Mizuhopecten yessoensis (Yesso scallop) is the source of this 370-nucleotide messenger RNA. Its product is annotated as serine/Arginine-related protein 53-like. Bases 107 to 355 code for a protein of 82 amino acids. The transcript has 4 exons. Lineage: Eukaryota; Metazoa; Mollusca; Bivalvia; Pectinida; Pectinidae. The record is from RefSeq and is a predicted model, not a curated record.